GCCCGCACCCCUGCACAUCAGGGCUUCCACCUUCUAGUGUUCCGCCGGCCCAGGCGGGCAGAUCAACUGGGUUGCUUGGACCUAGGCGAACCGGCUUCUUCAACCGGCCGAGGCUCGAAACUGGUGUCCAUCUUUGAAGGAAUGCUUGAGCUUGCCUGGAUAGUAGUAGCACAGAACCUGCUGAAGCUUCGGGGGAGAUAGUCGUAACUUCUACCAGGCAUGCAUGCUUUCAGAGCAAGGGUUGCCCUGCGGUCAACUGCGGUGUCCUUUUGCAAAUCUAAGUGGCAUCAAUAUGUGGAUGAACUUGCUGGAGAGCUGUGUAUUCAACGAACUUUCAGCACAACACGAAGAAUUGAUUUUGCGGAAUCUGGAGCAGGAUCAACUACCAGGGCUAUGCAAAUGCAAAUUGUUGAUGCGCUCCGCUUGGGCGAGAGGAGGAGGGCUUCUAACCUACUUUUAGAAUUUGGUUAUGGAAGCCACUCAUUAAGAGCUGAUGAUUUUUUUAUUAUUAUUAAGUACUGUGCACAGUCACCUGAUCCAUUGUUUGUAAUGGAGAUUUGGAGAUUAAUGGAGGCAAGAGAUAUUAGCUUGAAUCACAUAUGCUUAUUUCUUAUGAUGAAAGCCCUCUGUAGAGGGGGUUACUUGGAGGAGGCCUUUAAUAUGAUGAAUUUUCUCAGAGAAACCCAGCAGUUCUAUCCAGUUCUUUCUGUAUACAAUAAUUUCUUAGAAGACUGCACAAAAAUGCACAGCAUAAUCCAUGCAACCAAAUGUUUGGACUUGAUGGAAAAGCACAUGGUUGGAAACAAUGAAGUCACAUAUACACUGUUGCUUGAGCUUGCAGUUCUGCAGAAAAACUUGUCCGCAGUUCAUCAAAUUUGGAAGGAAUAUGUUAAGCACUAUAGUAUUAGCAUCAUUGUUCUGCGGAAAUUUAUAUGGUCAUUCAGAAGGUUGGGAGAUUUAACAUCUGCGUUUAAGGCUUUGCAACAAAUGGUUUCCUUAGCAAACAAGGGAGACAUUUAUAUUGAUAGUAAGCAUGAUGGGAAAAAAAGGAAAGAUGAAGUUAAGGAGUUGUAUUCUACUAGAUUGGACAUCCCCAUACCUUUAAAAGGAGAGCUAGGUUCAACCAUAUUGGAUGUGAAGGAGAACAAACAAGUUGACCCUUCUAUAUGCCCUCCUCUGAAUUCUGCAAGCUUAGAAGCUAAGAGUGUUGGAAUAUGUAGGCUAAAUGGCCAAACAUAUCCAGCACGAAUUAUGGAGGUUUUGACGUGGUCCUUUAAUGAUGUAAUACAUGCAUGUAGACGAGGUCGAAAUUAUGCUCUUGCAAAGCAUCUUAUUCUGCAGAUGCAAAAUCUUGGGUUGCAGCCAUCCAGCCAUACAUAUGAUGGCCUUAUCAGAGCUGCUGUUUCUGAAAUUGGGUUCAGUGAAGGCUUGGAAGUGUUAAAGACUAUGCGGCAGAAAAAAUUGAAGCCGUAUGAUUCAUCUCUAGCUAUACUUUCAAUCAGUUGCAGUAAGGCACUUGAACUAGAUUUGGCAGAGGCUUUGCUGAAUCAGAUUUCUAUAUGUGAACGUCCACACCCUUUCCACGCUCUUCUUACAUCCUGUGAUAAAACGAACAAACCUGAACGUGCUGUGCAGGUCUUAGCCAAGAUGAAACAGAUGAAUGUUGCACCUGAUAUCAGGAUAUAUGAGUUACUGUUUAAAUUGUUUACUAAUGUAAACCCCCCGUAUGAAAAGGGCAAUAUGAUAUCACAGGUAGAAGCUGCUAAAAGAAUCAAUGCUAUAGAAAGUGAUAUGGUCGCAAAUGAGAUUCACCACAGCUAUAAAACAUUGAAAAGCUUGUUGAGGGCCCUUGGAGAAGAAGGCAUGAUAAGAGAGAUGAUCCAAUACUUGCAUGUGGCAGAGAAUCUUUUCAUUCAUAGAGACCCUACUUUGGGAACAGCCAUGUACAACAUAGUGUUACAAUAUCUUGUUGUAGCCAAAGAAAGUCACAUGGCAAUUGAAAUUUUCAAGAUGAUGAAGUUAUGUGGCUUGCAGCUUAGUGCUGCAACGUAUAAUAUAAUGAUUGAUUGUUGCAGCAUACUAGGAUGUUUCAGAUCUGCUUCUUUGCUAGUUUCGAAUAUGAUACGUGAAGGUUUUUAUCCAGACACUCCAACAUAUACUGCUCUCAUUAAGGUCAUGUUGGAAGUUGAAAACUUCAAUGAAGCCUUGAAUCUUUUGGAUCAUAUGAGAUCAGAUGGCAAGAAAUUUGAUGCUCUAGUGUUCAAUACAAUUCUUAGAAAAGCACAUGUGAAGGGAAGGAUUGAUGUUAUUGAGUUCAUUGUGGAGCGCAUGCACCAGGAGAAAAUUCUGCCUGAUCAGACAACUUGCAGCUCUGUCUUCUGUGCGUAUGUAGACUCUGGUUUUCACAACACAGCAAUUCAAGCAUUGCAGGUUUUAACUAUGCGUAUGCUUGGUGGCCAUGAUGACAUUGAUGAAGAGAAGAGAAAAUUAGUCAAUGAAUUCAUCCUUGCCGAAGAUUCGGCUGUCGAGUCAAGGAUACUUGGAUUUUUUGAAGAGUCUGAAGAGAAACUUGCUUUUGCCCUGUUGAAUUUACGCUGGUGUGCCAUGUCUGGGCUCCCCAUGUGUUGGUCAGUUGAUCAGAGCCUUUGGGCUAGAAGACUUAACAUAAUUUAGCCAGGUGCCGCCGUGUCCAGAUCCCCCCUAAUGUGAGUUUUGGUAAUGCUCUGUUAUUACGGCCUUCAUCUUGAUUCUUCAAGAGGAGUGGAAUUUUGAGUCUUAAAGGCAAUGUCAAUUAGCAGCAGGCUGCGCACAAGUUGUGACCAAGUGCUGACAAUGAUCUACCAAGGGUGCAUUUUCAACCAGGGAUUUGGAUUGUGGGCACGAUAAAGGUUCUGGAGGUUAAUAUUGGGAAACACAUAAAGAGAUGUUUUCCCUGACACCGCCACUGAUGUUCACCUCAAUUUUACUAUGAUCCAACUAUGACAAGUCACCAAAGGCCUGUUUGGUCAGCGCUAUGGAAAGGUAAUCCGUUCCAUUGUAUGAUAAUGUGCAAUAGUUUUUGUAUUCUCCAAUUAUCACUUAAUAAUAACUUUUUUGUUUAUUAAUUUUUUAUUUAGAGAUCACAAGUCGAACAGGCCCUGAGUUGUUUUUGGCCAGAGAAGAGGCCCUAGCUUGGUUGAUAAAGUUGAUUCGUAGUUUCUAACGGGUCAAUAUGGUUGCCUUGAAAAAAUAAAUUGUGUGCAUUACUUUGUUUGUCAAGGGUGGCGUCGAUCAUCUUUUAAGGUUUAGGCAAACUUAUUGGAGCCACUUUGUUUAAUAUAACUCAUUAAUUUUUUUCAGUUUUGAGCUAUGAAAUUACUUAUCAAAGUAUUAUAAUAAAAGCUAACAUUUUGCUUU
This is a messenger RNA of Neltuma alba, 3396 nucleotides long. RefSeq names its product pentatricopeptide repeat-containing protein At1g76280. Gene Ontology annotation, molecular function: protein binding. NCBI's taxonomy places the organism in Eukaryota, Viridiplantae, Streptophyta, Magnoliopsida, Fabales, Fabaceae. The transcript is spliced from 13 exons. Bases 220 to 2673 code for a protein of 817 amino acids. The record is from RefSeq and is a predicted model, not a curated record.